CGAGAUCUUUUUCAAGCUUUUACGCGACAACGAUUUCGGUUCGAAGGAGUAAAACAUGACAACCAAAUGUCUAAGAUGGGGGAUCUGUGGUGCAGGAAAGAUCUCCAACGACUUCUGCUCUGCCAUGACAACACUACCUGAUGGAGAACAUAAGGUAGUGGCAGUAGCCGCCAGGAAGCUGGAGAGUGCCAAGGAGUUUGGUGACAAAUUUGGGUCAGAGGUUGCCUACGAUUCUUAUGAAGCACUAUCAAAGGAUCCUAAUGUUGAUAUUGUCUAUAUCGGCACCAUCAACAUCAAUCAUAUGGAGUUGAGUCUGAUGAUGUUAAAUGCUGGGAAACACGUUCUGUGUGAGAAACCCAUGGCCCUCAAUAUGAAACAGGCCAAAAGUGUUCUACAACUAGCCAAGCAAAAGAACCUCUUCUUCAUGGAGGCUACAUGGAGCAGAUGUUUCCCAAUUUAUGAGAAGAUUAAAGCAGAAAUUGCAUCUGGUAGCCUAGGAGAUGUGGAGUUGGUGACGGCCAAAUUUUCAAUUCCUAUCAAGGAUGUUGAAAGAAUUAAAGAGAAAGCGUUAGGUGGAGGCUGUAUGAUGGACAUUGGCAUGUACACUGUCCAGCUGGCCUGUAUGGUGUACGAUGAAAUGCCAGUGAAAAUAACGGUGGAUGGAGUACUCAACGAUCAGGGUAUGGAUGAGGGAGGCUGUGUCAUCCUGAAGUAUAAGGGAGGCGGGAUGGCUAAUCUGACUUACUCUGGUCGUACCUGUGUCACUCAGUGUUCUGCCAGUAUCAACGGUACAAAGGCCAACAUCGAGAUACCCGACCACUUCUGGUGCCCAGAGAAAGCCACAUUUCCAUCAGGCGUUGUCACCAAUGAGGUUCCUGAGGGGCGGCACCCCUUUAACUUCAUCAACAGUGGAGGAAUGAGGUACGAGGCAGACCAUGCCCGCAAGGCCAUUCUUGAAGGUAAAAAAGAAUGCGAGGCCAUGUCCCAUCGCCACAGUGAGAUGGUAAUGACCAUUACUGAUGAGGUCCGCAAGCAACUUGGUGUGGUGUAUGAUGUUGACUAAAGCAUAGAGUUAUCUCCCUUCAAUAUUUCUAUGUUGGUGCCAUAUAUACUUUACUGUUAUAAUUGAGGUAAUCUAUGAUUAAGUUAACUGUUCAUAUACAACAUGAACAGGUGAAUAAGUGACAUAGUUGUUAAAUCUACAUUUUUAUAAGUUAAAUGAUUAAUGUAUACAAUAUUUUUAAAACUUCUCAGUUUUAUCUCUUCCUUUACCUCUAAUAAUUGGAAGAAGAAUGUAUUUUUUUACCUAUUACAGAAAAUGUUGUUGAUUUUUAAGACAAAUAAAAUGUUUAAUUUG
Molecule: messenger RNA, 1357 nt
Organism: Mizuhopecten yessoensis (Yesso scallop)
Lineage: Eukaryota; Metazoa; Mollusca; Bivalvia; Pectinida; Pectinidae
Product: trans-1,2-dihydrobenzene-1,2-diol dehydrogenase-like
Exons: 8
Coding region: 56-1063 (335 amino acids)
Molecular function (GO): nucleotide binding
Source: RefSeq, a predicted model, not a curated record